Molecule: messenger RNA, 1551 nt
Organism: Aaosphaeria arxii CBS 175.79
Lineage: Eukaryota; Fungi; Ascomycota; Dothideomycetes; Pleosporales
Product: AAA-domain-containing protein
Exons: 4
Coding region: 1-1485 (494 amino acids)
Biological process (GO): Golgi to plasma membrane protein transport; SNARE complex disassembly; intra-Golgi vesicle-mediated transport
Cellular component (GO): Golgi stack
Molecular function (GO): ATP hydrolysis activity; ATP binding
Source: RefSeq, a predicted model, not a curated record
AUGGGUAUUGGCGGUUUGUACACCGAAUUUAGUGCUAUAUUCAGGAGGGCUUUUGCUUCCCGAAUAUUCCCGCCUAAUCUAGUAAAGAAGCUCGGUAUUCAACAUGUGCAAGAAAUCCUUCUUAAUGGCCCGCCAGGAACUGGGAAAACUUUGAUUGCCCGCCAGAUUGGCAAGAUGUUGAACGCUCGUGAGCCUAAAGUCAUCAAUGGCCCUGAAGUAUUCAACAAGUACGUCGAGCAAUCUGAAGAGAAUAUUCGAAAACCUUUUGCCGACGCAGAAAAAGAGUACAAAGAGAAGGGCGAUGAUAGCGGCCUGCAUGUCAUCAUAUUUGAUGAACUAGAUGCGGUCUGUAAACAGAGGGGAUUAAGUGGAAGUGGUGUCGGUGAUAGCAUUGUGAACCAGCUCCUUUCGAAAUUGGAUGGCGUGGAUCAACUGAAUAAUGUUCUUCUGAUCGGUAUGACGAACAGAAUGGAUAUGAUCGACGGAGCCCUGUUGCGGGUCGGACGCCUUGAAGUUCACAUGCAGAUUCCAUUUCCAGAUGAAGCAGGCCGUGCCCAAAUUCUCAAGAUUCAUACCCGGAAAAUGCGCGCCAACAACGUCAUUGCUAACGACAUUCAAGUCGAUGAGCUGGCUACGAGGACUAAGAGCUUUUCCGGCGCGGGGAUCAAUGGACUUAUCAAAGCCGCUUCAUCCUUUGCUUUCAACCGCCAUAUCAAAGUUGGCACCAUGGCUUCAAUCAAUUCCGAUGUAGAGCACAUGCAAGUCAAUCGUAAUGGCUUCUUGGGUGCUCUCGAAGAGGUCAAGCCGUUAUUUGGCGCAGCUGAAGAGGAACUUCAAGAUCGUAUACGUGGCGUCCGCAAAGGUUCGACGCCGGUAUUUUCUGUUGUCUUACAUGGGCCGCCUGGCAGUGGCAAAACGGCGCUGGCGGCCAAAAUAGCCAUCGACUCCAAAUUUCCAUUCGUCAAACUUGUAUCGCCCGAAGAUUUGAUCGGAUUCAGUGACAUACAAAAGGUGCAAAAGCUUGAAAAGGUUUUUCAAGAUGCUUACAAAAGCCCUCUCGAUAUGAUUGUCAUUGAUAAUAUUGAACUGUUGAUAAGUUGGUCACCUGUGUUGUCAAUCUUCAGCAAUACUGUACUAGUCGCGCUCAAGAAUCUCUGCCUUUUGAUACUUGCAACUACUUCCGAACGAUCAGUGCUCAACCGCUUAGAGCUUUCACACCGGUUCGAUGCAGAGAUCGAGGUGCGACACGUUAACACAAAGACUGAGCUCGAGUAUAUUUUGCAUGAAUCAGCGGGACUCUCGGAUGUUCAUCAGCAUAGUGCGACAGAGAAAAUUGAAGAGAUGACGGGUAGUGCAAACUUAAGAGUUAGCAUAAAAAAGAUCUUGACAGUCGUCCAGACAGCCAAAGAAGACAAAGAUGUACCUGGCCGGUUUGUUAGAAUCAUCUCUCAAGCUAUUGCAAACAACCGAUGCUUGCACAAUUAGAGACUAAUAUCAAGUCAAAGUUGCAUAUGAGAGUCAUACCAACAUGGAGAACUGGCUUUAGGGAAG